UGGGCAGGGGUGUCUCUCAAAAGUCUUCUUCUAAGGCCGCUUCAGGAGGCGCAGGCCUACAGCGCGUUCAGUCCCGGAAGUGACGUCCCCCAGAGGGGCCGGAAGUGGCAGUGGAGGGAGGGAAGAUGGCGGAGGUGGGGGAGAUAAUCGAGGGCUGCCGCCUGCCCGUGCUUCGGCGGAACCAGGACAACGAAGAUGAGUGGCCCCUGGCCGAGAUCCUGAGCGUGAAGGACAUCAGUGGCCGCAAGCUUUUCUACGUCCAUUACAUUGACUUCAACAAACGCCUGGAUGAAUGGGUGACCCACGAGCGGCUGGACCUAAAGAAGAUUCAGUUCCCCAAGAAAGAGGCCAAGACCCCCACCAAGAACGGACUUCCUGGGUCUCGCCCCGGCUCUCCAGAGAGAGAGGUGAGGAAGACCCUGGACCUAUCUCUACAGCCGGCCUCCGCCCAGGCCAGCGGGAAGACCUUGCCAAUCCCGGUCCAGAUCACACUCCGCUUCAACCUGCCCAAGGAGCGGGAGGCCAUUCCCGGUGGCGAGCCUGACCAGCCGCUCUCCUCCAGCUCCUGCCUGCAGCCCAACCACCGCUCAACGAAACGCAAGGUGGAGGUGGUUUCACCAGCAACUCCAGUGCCCAGCGAGACAGCCCCAGCCUCAGUUUUUCCCCAGAAUGGAUCAGCCCGUAGGGCAGUGGCAGCUCAGCCAGGACGGAAGCGAAAAUCAAAUUGCUUGGGCACUGACGAGGACUCCCAGGACAGCUCAGAUGGAAUACCGUCAGCGCCACGCAUGACUGGCAGCUUGGUGUCUGACCGGAGCCACGACGACAUUGUCACCCGGAUGAAGAACAUCGAGUGCAUCGAGCUGGGCCGGCACCGCCUGAAGCCGUGGUACUUCUCCCCGUACCCACAGGAGCUCACCACGUUGCCUGUCCUCUACCUCUGCGAGUUCUGCCUCAAAUAUGGCCGGAGCCUCAAGUGUCUGCAGCGUCACUUGACCAAGUGUGACCUGCGACAUCCUCCGGGCAAUGAGAUUUACCGCAAAGGCACCAUCUCUUUCUUUGAGAUUGACGGACGUAAGAAUAAGAGUUAUUCCCAGAACCUGUGUCUCUUGGCCAAGUGUUUUCUCGACCACAAGACAUUGUACUAUGACACAGACCCCUUCCUCUUCUAUGUCAUGACAGAGUAUGACUGCAAGGGCUUCCACAUCGUGGGCUACUUCUCCAAGGAGAAGGAAUCGACAGAAGACUACAACGUGGCCUGCAUCCUGACCCUGCCUCCCUACCAGCGCCGCGGCUACGGCAAGCUGCUGAUCGAGUUCAGCUAUGAACUCUCCAAAGUGGAAGGGAAAACGGGGACCCCUGAGAAGCCCCUCUCAGACCUUGGCCUCCUAUCCUACCGGAGCUACUGGUCCCAGACCAUCCUGGAGAUCCUGAUGGGGCUGAAGUCAGAGAGCGGGGAGAGGCCACAGAUCACGAUCAACGAGAUCAGUGAAAUCACCAGCAUCAAGAAGGAGGAUGUCAUUUCCACCCUGCAGUACCUCAACCUCAUCAACUACUACAAGGGCCAGUACAUCCUCACGCUGUCAGAGGACAUCGUGGACGGACACGAGAGAGCUAUGCUCAAGCGGCUCCUUCGGAUCGACUCCAAGUGUCUGCACUUCACUCCCAAGGACUGGAGCAAGAGGGGAAAGUGGUGACCCGAUGCCGUGCACAGCAGCGGCAACAAAGUAGAACUGGAGCUGGCAGCACAUCCCACCCCUAGCGGGCCCCACGAGAGGCACACCAAGGGAGGUGGGGCUGAGGACAGCUCCAUAAGGAGAGGACAGGCCUGAUAGGGGCUGGCUGGUGCCCAGCACCGAGGUGAGCUCAGGGCUCGGGUCAACUCCAGGGUCAGCUGGCUGCAGGUCUGGGCCUGCUAUGAACCAGGGACUGGACGGAGCCAGGCAGCUGUGUACAGCGAGAUGGGGGGGGUGGGUGCACUCUGUACAGAGGGCCAGUGGCUGUAAAAAUUUCUAUUGUAAAGUAGGAGUUGUGGGGGUUGGGUACUGGCUGCAGAAUUCUGGCCUCUCUUGCCCUCACUGCCCCCCCACCCCGGCAAUAAAUUGUUUCUAUAGG
Messenger RNA from Ailuropoda melanoleuca (giant panda), 2112 nucleotides. It is a transcript of the gene KAT5, whose product is annotated as lysine acetyltransferase 5. Gene Ontology annotation, cellular component: NuA4 histone acetyltransferase complex. Lineage: Eukaryota; Metazoa; Chordata; Mammalia; Carnivora; Ursidae. Gene Ontology annotation, biological process: regulation of DNA-templated transcription; double-strand break repair via homologous recombination. The transcript has 14 exons. Bases 126 to 1694 code for a protein of 522 amino acids. The record is from RefSeq and is a predicted model, not a curated record. Gene Ontology annotation, molecular function: histone H4K16 acetyltransferase activity.